AUGUUUGCCAGCAAAUUCGAGCAUAUUGAUGUAGCUAUAGAAGAAUCCAAAGAUUUGAAAACAUACUCUUUGGAUAAACUAUUUGGCUCUCUCGAAGCACAUGAAAAAAGAAUGAGCAGGUUUUAUAACCAACCUAUGAAGCAAGCAUUCAAAACAAAUGCAUCAUCACAGAAAGGAAUUUGGCAGCCUCAACAAGCAACUCAACAAGAAGAGGAGGUUCCUUCAGAAGAAGACAUGGUAAUCAAGGCCGAGGCAGAGGAGGAAGAAACAAUUAUGAGCAAAGAAAUUUCCAGAGAUUGUUGGUAUAAAGACAUGCAAGAAAGGAAUGAAGAUAAUUAUUCUGAAAAGGUUGAAGAUAGUCAAGUAUUUUAUUCAUAUAUGUCUGUUAAACAAGAAUCAAAACAUACAUGGUUUUUGGAUAGUGGAUGCAGUAGUUAUAUGACAGGUGAUCCACAGCUCUUUGUGAAGAUGGAUAAAAAUUUUUUAUCUGAAGUAAAGCUUGGAGAUGGAAAGUCACAUGAAGUCAAAGGAAAAGGAGUAAUAGCAGUAAACUUUAAAGGAGGUAACUCUAAACUCAUCCAUGAUGUGCUUUAUGUUCCUGGCUUAACAUCAAAUCUCUUAAAUGUUGUCCAGUUACUUCGAAAAACAUUAUUCCAUAAUUUUUGA
Molecule: messenger RNA, 666 nt
Organism: Ziziphus jujuba (common jujube)
Lineage: Eukaryota; Viridiplantae; Streptophyta; Magnoliopsida; Rosales; Rhamnaceae
Exons: 2
Coding region: 1-666 (221 amino acids)
Source: RefSeq, a predicted model, not a curated record